GGGUAGGGAUGGGUAGGUGAAGGAAGCAACUGGAGCCAAAGAAGGCAGGGGCAUCCCUAAAGGAUUUCAGCUGGUUGUGUUGGGAUGUCUGCCUAGUAUGUACAAAAAGCACCCCAUGUUUAUUUGCGGGAACCUCCUGUCUCAGUCCAUGUGGUUUUGAUGGGGCUGGGUUUGUACCCCCUGCAUACAUAUAUACCUAGAGUGUGUAACCCAGGUGAGGCUGUUAGAGAUCUUUGGUUGUAAGUGACAGAACUUUCUACCUAGAAGGAUAUAGGGGAAUGUGAUAGGAAGAACCAGGACUGGGGCACCUCCAGGGUCUUAGUCACAGAUCCCAUUCCCACGUCUGUGUCUGCAUCAUUGAGCCUGACCGAAAACCCAAGGAGCCCAAAAGGCCCAGCUGGAAAUCUGCCCACAGGAGCAGGGCACUUGGGUUCAAAGGCCCAGCAUGAUGGCACCAAUGGCGUGCAGUGAGUCCCCCUGAUGAAAUAGGGUCCCUAUACCCAAAGAAAAGGAAAUGGGUACUGGGUGGCUGAACAUAUAUCCCCUCCCCCAGGCAUGACCAACUGGAUUGGUUCAUCAAUGGACACUAAGCCAAAAUGAGUCCAAAAAGAGUCUUUUGGGGGGCUUGCUAGAACUGCUGGGAAAGAUUUGAGGUUCUCUUCUCUGGGGUUGGGUGGCAGGAUAUAAGCCUAGAGCCAUGGGGUCAUUCUUGCCACCACCUGGGAAUUUUCAAGAAUGACGCAAACAGAAGAAAGCAGAGUGGAGAGAACAGAUACAUGUCUGAUACCAUUGUUGGGACAGCUGGGACCAAUUGUAAUCACAGCUAAAGUCUACCUCUGGACUUCCCAGUUAGGAGUCAAACACCCUUGGGCUCAAGCCUGUUCGUUUCAGGUUUCUGUCACUUGCAAAUCAAAGUGUCCCAGCUGAUAUGACGGUGGAGGGUGUUUUGGGAAGAUAACCAUAAGUGUGAUACAGAAGUUGGACUGGAAACAGAGAACCCAAUUAAGAGAGACUGAUGCACAGCCAGGUUCAGACUCAGCCUAAACAGUGGGGCCCUUACUAGGCCUCACCUCUAUUCCCCGUGGGUGAGCAGGGUCCGUGAAGACCAGGGCUAUGAAUCCAGCCCUGAGUUCUUCCUGUGCCACUUAGUAGACAUGUGGUGAUGUAUGCUUACUGGGGACACACUGGCAGGGGCCGUGAGUUGGGAGGGGGCCAUCGGUGAGUUGGAACAACACUGUGGUGCCUGCCUGCUCCAACCCUUACCCACCGCAUGUGUGCAGUGCCUCUCAGGAUGUGGCCGGGGCGUGGACAUGUGUGUGUGUGUUUUCCGGGUUGAAGUAUGUAAGUGUGUGUGUCAGGGUCCUUGACCGCAGCUGCUUGGCCUGAGCAUCCUGUGCGCUCGGUCGAUUGUGUACACCCCGUCUGCCUGCGUGCGCCCCGUUCCGGACAGCCUGUUGCCAGGAGCUGUGCGGCGUGGCGCGUGCAUUCCCUGCGCAGGGUGAGCCCGGCGCCCUGCGUGCGAGUCUCCGCGCGGCAGGUCCCGCGCGGCCCCGGGUGAGGCCUGCCCGCGCGCCCACCGGCGCCAUGGGAAGGAGCGGGCGCCGCUGCUGCUGCCCCCCGCCGGCGCGCGCACGACUUGAGCCCCGCCGCGGGCAGCCCCCGGCCGCAGGUCCCCGAGUGACACUGGCGGCGCCUGGGAGCGUGGCGCGGGCCCGGGGCCACGUAGAGGAGCCCAGUGUCCAGUGAAGCAGCCAAGGACCCGCCGCCCCGCCGCCGCCAUGGUUAUGUCCCAGGGCACCUACACGUUCCUCACGUGCUUCGCCGGUUUCUGGCUCAUCUGGGGUCUCAUCGUCCUACUCUGCUGCUUCUGCAGCUUCCUGCGCCGCCGCCUCAAACGGCGCCAGGAGGAGCGACUACGUGAGCAGAAUCUGCGCGCCCUCGAGCUGGAGCCCCUGGAGCUCGAGGGCAGCCUGGCCGGGAGCCCCCCAGGCUUGGCGCCGCCACCACCACCGCAGCGCGGCCGCCUCGAGGCGCCGGCGCACGCGCAUCAGCACGUGCACGUCCACCCGCUGCUGCACCACGGGCCGGCGCAGCCGCACGCACACCCGCACGCACACCACCACGCGCUUCCGCACCCGCCGCCGGCGCACCUCUCCGUGCCGCCGCGGCCUUGGAGCUACCCGCGCCAAGCGGAAUCGGACAUGUCCAAGCCACCGUGCUAUGAAGAGGCGGUGCUGAUGGCUGAGCCGCCGCCGCCCUACAGUGAGGUGCUCACGGACACGCGCGGCCUCUACCGCAAGAUCGUCACGCCCUUUCUGAGCCGCCGCGACAGCGCAGAGAAACAGGAGCAGCCGCCACCCAGCUACAAGCCGCUCUUCCUGGACCGGGGCUACACGUCGGCGCUGCACCUGCCCAGCGCUCCACGGCCCGCGCCACCCUGCCCUGCGCUCUGUCUGCAAGCGGACCGUGGCCGCCGGGUCUUCCCCAGCUGGACCGACUCGGAGCUCAGCAGCCGCGAGCCGCUGGAGCAUGGAGCUUGGCGUAUGCCGGUCUCCAUCCCCUUGUUCGGGAGGACUACAGCCGUAUAGAGGGGAGCCCGGCGUUCCGGGCCCCACCCUCGGACGGACUCGUGGCCUGAUUGCGGGGCUUUUUAAAUGCUUCCCUUGGACUGGGGGGGGGGGGGGGGGGAGGGAUUUCUUACCCCGUUUGUUACAUUUUGAGGAUAAUAAAGGUGUGUGAUCUGGUUUGGUACAAGCGGAGGGGACACCCACUGCUUGCGCCCAAGGUUCUGGUA
Ailuropoda melanoleuca (giant panda) is the source of this 2794-nucleotide messenger RNA. It is a transcript of the gene PRR7, whose product is annotated as proline rich 7, synaptic. The coding region runs from base 1779 to 2588 and encodes 269 amino acids. The record is from RefSeq and is a predicted model, not a curated record. Lineage: Eukaryota; Metazoa; Chordata; Mammalia; Carnivora; Ursidae. The transcript is spliced from 3 exons.